GGGUACGCGGCGGAGGGGUACCCGCAGGAGGGGUACCCGCAGGAGGGGUACCCGCAGGAGGGGUACCCGCAGGAGGGGUACCCGCAGGAGGGGUACCCGCAGGAGGGGUACCCGCAGGAGGGGUACCCGCAGGAGGGGUACGCGGGCAGCGGCGAGUACCCGCAGGAGGGGUACGCGGCGGAGGGCGAGGCGCCGCAGGGGGGGUGGGGGUACCCGCAGGAGGGGUACCCGCAGGAGGGGUACGCGCAGGAGGGGUACCCGCAGGAGGGGUACCCGCAGGAGGGGUACGCGCAGGAGGGGUACCCGCAGGAGGGGUACCCGCAGGAGGGGUAC
Messenger RNA from Emiliania huxleyi CCMP1516, 333 nucleotides. RefSeq lists its product as hypothetical. The annotation marks the transcript as partial. Lineage: Eukaryota; Haptophyta; Isochrysidales; Noelaerhabdaceae. The transcript is spliced from 2 exons. The record is from RefSeq and is a predicted model, not a curated record.